CUAGCGUUGUUACCCUAUCGAAAAGAAGAGAGAAAGCUCAGAAGGAAACGUGGAGAAGAGAUAGAGCGGUGAGACAAAGGGAAAUGGAGGGAGAAGCAGCCGCAGCAGAAGGGCGGCAUCCUCUGAAACCCCAUCCUCUUUUCAAUAACCAUAACAGCUGGAAACAUAAGCUGAGAGAGAACUGUUACAAAAGGGUUCGAGAAGACAGAAGGCGGUUGCUUUGGAAGAUGAGAAUGCUGCCCACUCCACAAAUUCUCAAUCAUAUUCCAAAUGGUUUGAUCAAAUCUGCAUUCCAGGACAUAGUUUCUGCUGAAUUGGAAAAAAUUAAGGAAUCGUCAUUGGAUGAAAAUGUAAGGAGUUCAACAUCUGUCCCUGAGGCCAAUGAUGUGUUAUGGGAAUACGAUGGCCUUACAAAUAUAUACCAAGGUGAUUGUGAAGAGAUAUUGUUAGCAAUGCAAAGGAUCUUUUAUGAAGACCUGACUACUCAUCCAACUAGAAAAGAAGAAACAGAAAUAUGUGUUGAAACAUGGGAAGAUGAAGAGGAUGAGUAUUUGUCCCAGGCAAUUUAUGAGCAUAUGCAACUGAAUGACAAGCAGAUGGACAGGGAGGAAGUUUGGUGCCCCGUCUGUAAGCACGGAGUACUACAAGAGAAUUACAACCUAAUAUACUGCACUUUAUGCAAAGUUCAGCUCAACAAAGCCAAUGAGGUUAAUUUGGGAAUAAUGCGGGGCAGGCUAGCAGAAGUUCACACAGAGCAUCUUGAUCGUGGCUGCAAACUGAAACCCAAGUUUUGCAUCGAGACUAGAUUUAAUAUAACUGCACUCAUGCACACGCACUGUUUCCAUAGGGAAAGCUGUUACAACCACCCCCAUAUUUUUAUUCUAUUUCUAUUUUCCCCUAGAACAUAUUUUAAAUCUAUCAAUUUAAUCCUUUAUCUCUUUUAAUCCUAACCCUUGAUCUAGAUUCCCUAUCUCUCCUAAACUGCCAAGUGGCAGGUUCUCAGAGCUCUUCUCUUCCCUCUCUUCCCGAGUGUCCCCUUGCAGAUCUCUCUCUCUGUCACGGGAACUCUCCUCUCUCCCUUCACUCCCUGCACCGUGACUAGCCAAGCAUCCUGCAUGCAGCUCUAGUGUAGACCAUCAUCAUCAUCUCCCUUGCACCAUCUCUAUCUCUCUCUCCGUCGCAGCGAGGUCAGGGAGCCCAGAGAAAGGACCUCCGAUGGAUUUCUCCAUUUCUUCCGGCUAGUUUUGAGGACGGGAACGGCACGGGGAAACUCACCCGCAUUUUCCGACGAAACCGUGACUUUCGAGGAUUCUUUCCGAGCUCUCACGGCUGUUCACGAUGAAGCUAGGGUGAAGUUGCUAGUGGAGAUUUCCUUAAUCAUUUUCCGCACAACUCUGCUGCUACGGAGUAUCUGUCUUAGAAACGAGGGUUACGACACAACGUACGAGGCAUUCCCCUACCAGUAGCAAUCUAUCACCCACUUGUGUGAUAUCCUGUAAUGAUCUUUCCUUUUGUGAUAUUGUUUUAGAACGUGUUCUGGGCACUCUAGACAUUUCCUUAAACCUUGUUUAUUACUUCUAGAUUUUAAUGUUUAUUCAUGAAUAUUUCCUCCUAA
This is a messenger RNA of Malus domestica (apple), 1615 nucleotides long. RefSeq lists its product as uncharacterized. Gene Ontology annotation, cellular component: nucleus. The record is from RefSeq and is a predicted model, not a curated record. Lineage: Eukaryota; Viridiplantae; Streptophyta; Magnoliopsida; Rosales; Rosaceae. Gene Ontology annotation, biological process: protein import into nucleus.